Molecule: messenger RNA, 1654 nt
Organism: Thamnophis elegans (Western terrestrial garter snake)
Lineage: Eukaryota; Metazoa; Chordata; Lepidosauria; Squamata; Natricidae
Gene: CEP57
Product: centrosomal protein 57
Exons: 11
Coding region: 59-1510 (483 amino acids)
Cellular component (GO): centrosome
Molecular function (GO): identical protein binding; gamma-tubulin binding; microtubule binding
Source: RefSeq, a predicted model, not a curated record
GGAGCGAGGCUGCUGGCCUUAAAGGGACAUACACCCGGCACGGCCGCUUUUUUACGACAUGGCGGUAGCCGAGGCCCCUGAGCACACGGGCAUUCUUCAUGCGAGUCACACGUCGACAUCCUACACAGAUGGGUUUUCAGCAGUUUCCUUCUCCAAGUACCCCAGGCACAAACCAUUCAUUAAUGCUGACCUAUGCCGAUCCCCCGCCAAGCCGGUAAUUGCCUAUCCAGAGAGUAACAGCAAAGCUAUAUUCUCAGCUCUGAAGAACCUGCAGGAGAAAAUACGGCGGCUGGAACUAGAAAGGGUCCAAGCGGAAGAGAAUGUGAAAAACCUGACCAGGGAGACCUCAGAUUACAAGAAAGUUCUAAGUGAGCAGUUGCUGGAAAAAGAACAAUCGAAGUUGCAAGUGUUCAAGAAAAAUGACGAGUUGGCAGCACAACUGACAGCAGCCGAGACUCGCUGUGUACUUCUGGAGAAACAGCUGGAAUACAUGAAGGAAAUGAUAGCGCAGGCAGAACUUGAAAAGACGACCGUCCUGGAGAAACAGGCCACCUUGGAAAAGGAGAAGAUCGUUGAUCAUUCCCAUGUGAAGUCGAAGUUGGAGAGGUUGGAUCUGCUUGAGAAAGAAUACACGCGGCUGACUUCAAUGCAGUCUCAUGCAGAGAAGAAAAUGGAAGAGUUGGAAGAGAAGCUCCAGGAGGAAGAACGUGCUCGGAAGCUGGUGCAGGAAAAAGCUGCUGAGCUUCAGACAGGACUGGAGACAAAUAGAAGGUUGCUUCAGGCCCAGACCCUGCCAACACCAGUCUUGAUGCCUUCGAAACCCAAAAAGAUGAAAAAAAAAUCAAAGCAGCUGGAGAAGAAUGACUCGGGAAUGACCCACUUCCACUCCCAGCCCCACUACAGGCUACGACUGGGCGAUGUGCCGUUUGUUGCUGGGAAGUCUACCAGCCCAAGCCACUCGGUCACGGCCAACGUGCAGCAUGUGCUCCACCUCAUGAAGCAGCAUUCGAAAGCCCUCUGCAACAGCCGCGUGGUCAGCGAAGCCCCGAUGAGUAAGCCGUCGAGUAGGGGCAGGAGAGCAUCUACGUCUUCCCUUUCUUCCACCUCCCAAGGAGAUCUUUCUGAGGUGCUUCUGACAUUACAAGAUGAGCUCGGGCAAAUGAGUUUCCAACACCAGCACUUAGCAAAACUCAUCCAUGAAGCUGCAACAAUGGCCUUAAGGAGAGACUUGGAGAAGGAUUUGGAAGUGCUGGUGAAGAAGAUGGAAGCCAAGGCUGAACAAAUCAAUAAAAUCCAGAGGCAUCGGGCACGGCUGGAGAAGCUCAAGGUCAGCAAGACCAAGCAGCACGGCGCUCGGGAUUGCUGUAAAGCGGGCGAAGAGAAGAAGGUGAAAGAGGCCAGCUUGAAGAGAAAGCCUGUUGGGCAGGGCAAGAAGAACCUCCAGCUGCUGAGAGACAUGCAAAGCAUACAGACCUCCCUCCAGAAAGAUGACAUCAGUUGGGACUGCUGAAUUGUCUUCCCCUCGUGUGUGUGUGUGUGUGUGUGGGUGUGUGUGGGAUACCAUAGUGGCACCUUGUAAACAAAGGCUUCUCCUAUUCUACCUGUAUGCCUGAUUGUGUUAUCAUCGUGGAGAGGAACUGGGGAUGGGUAGAAA